GUCAGUGGAAGUGCAGCAGCCACUUCUCUUCAGAGCGGGAAGUCACUCACAUCAGCACCCUGACUGCAGGUUCAGUUUCGCAGCUCGGAGAAACACCAGGAUGUUCUACUUUCACUGUCCACCUCAGCUGGACGCAGAGUGCUGUCGCUCUAACACAUUGAAUUCAAGCGGCUUUGGCAACCACGCCCCGGCUGAUUUUGAUGAUGGAUUUCUACGCAGAAAACAGCGCAGAAACAGAACAACAUUUACUUUGCAACAGUUGGAGGCUUUGGAGGCCGUCUUCGCCCAGACUCACUACCCGGACGUGUUCACCCGGGAGGAGCUGGCCAUGAAGAUCAACCUGACCGAGGCCAGGGUGCAGGUUUGGUUUCAGAACCGCAGAGCAAAGUGGAGGAAGACGGAGCGAGGGAGCGCAGACCCUGAAGGAGGGAAAGAGCAGAUGAGUGACGGCAGUCCUCCAUCUCGCAACAUCAACUCGCAGUCCCCAGUGGACCACAGCAGAAAGCAGAAAGAACCACUGGAGAUGCAGCAGAGUAUCAACAGGACAGUGGGUCCAAGUGGUCCGUUCUUCCCAUCCUGUAUACCAGGCACACUCCUCAACUCUGCCACCUACGCCCAGGCCCUCUCACAGGUCGCCACACUGAAAGGUAAUGGCUUGUGCUCCUGCUGUGUUUCUGACCCCAUGGGUUUGUCCUUCCUGCCGCCCUACGGUUGUCAGGGCAACCGCACAGCCAGCGUGGCCGCCUUGCGCAUGAAGGCCCGUGAGCACUCGGAGGCUGUACUGCAGUCUGCCAACCUGCUCGGUGGGCCCGGCGUGGGAGUCCUGUCUGGAGUCGGCAUGGGCGCAGCUGGGGUGGCGAGGCCCACAGUGGGUCCUGCCAUCGAGGUGCCCGUCACUGUGGGAAGAGGGGGAGACAGCUCCAGUCCUAGCACGGUCACCAAGGUCCCAGUCCUGGGCAGCAGUCCUGACAAACACCCUCACUGCUCCAAGGAACCACUGGAGAAAAAGUGAAGUGCUGGACAAAAAAAUGGAUGUACUGAUACUCUAAAUCUGUGUGAUCGUGCCUGUUAUUACUACUCUACUCUACUCUGGUCCUAUGAGCACCUAAGCACAAAUACUGACUGACUCAAGAAACAGCCUGGAAAAGACUUUGCUGAUAUCACAUUGUAUGGAUGCAAAGAUUACAAUAUUUAUUUGACAGUAAAUUAUUAUUGUUUGUGAGA
Perca flavescens (yellow perch) is the source of this 1224-nucleotide messenger RNA. RefSeq names its product dorsal root ganglia homeobox (gene drgx). The record is from RefSeq and is a predicted model, not a curated record. The coding region runs from base 101 to 1012 and encodes 303 amino acids. Lineage: Eukaryota; Metazoa; Chordata; Actinopteri; Perciformes; Percidae. Gene Ontology annotation, biological process: regulation of transcription by RNA polymerase II. The transcript has 7 exons. Gene Ontology annotation, molecular function: DNA-binding transcription factor activity, RNA polymerase II-specific; RNA polymerase II transcription regulatory region sequence-specific DNA binding.